This is a messenger RNA of Colletotrichum graminicola M1.001, 552 nucleotides long. RefSeq lists its product as uncharacterized. Gene Ontology annotation, cellular component: EMC complex. Gene Ontology annotation, biological process: protein folding in endoplasmic reticulum. NCBI's taxonomy places the organism in Eukaryota, Fungi, Ascomycota, Sordariomycetes, Glomerellales, Glomerellaceae. The transcript is spliced from 3 exons. The record is from RefSeq and is a predicted model, not a curated record. The coding region runs from base 1 to 552 and encodes 183 amino acids.
AUGGCUAUGAUUAACGGUUUCGUUCCACGAUGGGUGGCCGACCUACAGUCCCCUCCAGCUGCGAAGUCCAAGAUCCCAGGCGUCUCCGACCCUCCAGGCUACCCAUCGCAAUCAUCCGGCUCCAAAAAGCAGAAGGACCAGAGGGCCCAGCCGCGUAAGCAACAGACACCUGAAGAAAUGGAUACCCUGAAAGUGAAGAAGGCCUGGGAGGUGGCACUUGCGCCUGUCAAGAACCUACCCAUGACAGCCAUCAUGAUGUACAUGUCCGGCAACUCGCUUCAGAUCUUCAGUAUUAUGAUGGUUGUCAUGGCAUUCAAGAACCCACUUAUGGGCCUCACCGCGGUCAACCAGGCGUUCGAGAGAUUCGAGUCGGAAACGAACAAGGGCAAGAUGCUUCAGGUCAAGGUGGCGUACGUCGCGAUGCAAUUCGUAGCACUGGCUUUGGCAGUUUGGAAGGUCAACUCAAUGGGUUUGCUACCGACAACACGAUCAGAUUGGCUGGCUUGGGAAGCUCAGAGAGAGCCUUUGGAGUCCUCUGUUCCUGCUCUGUAG